AUGGAGUUCCUUGGGACCUCUCAGACCGCCAGUUACUGCGGCGGCGCCAAGAAAGCCUGUGGCUUGAGCGCGUUGCCGCCUGCCGUGCAGACCCCCGUGAUCCAGGAGAGCUACCAGCCCUACUGCCUGCCGGGGUACCGCUACCUCAACUCGUGGAGACCCAGCCUUUUCUGCAAGGUAUCCACUGUGCAGACCUGCCCGGAUGAGGGCAGCACCCGCCGCAGCCCCCUGCGGCCGCCCACCAUCCUGCCGGCCCUCCACUCGGCGCUCUUCUGCCGCUACAGCCCCCAGGACUGGGACAAGUCCAACCAGCUGCAGCUGCGAGGGGCUGAGGCCUCCCGGCUGUGGGCUGGCCGGCUGGCAGGCGACUCUAUGAGGCUGAUGCAGGACAAAGAUCAGCUGACCCGCCAGAUGCAGGAGGGCACCUACCGCAACCUGAAUCAGAGGCUGUCGGACAUCGGCUUCUGGAAGGCCGAGCUGGGCUACGAGCUGGACCGGCUCCUGACCGAGACCCGGAGUCUGGAGACGGUCAAGACAAGGCUGGAGUGCGCGGCCGAGGAGCUGAACUGCCCCUUGCAAGUGGCCCUGGAGUGUCUGUACCUCCGAGAGAAAAGGAUCGGGAUCGAUUUGGUCCAUGACACCGUGGAGAAGAACCUCAUCCGGGAAGUAGAUCUGCUCAAGUGUUGCCAGGAGCAGAUGAGAAAGCUGGCUCAAAGAAUUGACCUCCAGCUGCGGGACAACCGGGAUGCUCAGCACGCGCUGGAGCGGGACCUGGAGGACAAAAACUCGGCCCAGUUUAUUGACGAGAAGUGCAUCAACCUGCGCAACACGUCAGACUGCGUCAGCUUCUUCCACGGCGUGGAGAGAGUCGACGGCACGGUCUCUGUGCCUGAGACCUGGGCCAAGUUCAGCAAUGACAACAUCAGACACUCCCAGAACAUGCGGGCCAACUCCAUCCGGCUGCGCGAGGAGGCGGAGCACCUCCUGGAGACCUUGUCGGACCAGAUGUGGAAGCAGUUUACGAACACUAACCUGGCCUUCAACGCCCGCAUCUCCGAGGUGAUGGACAUUAAGAAUAAGCUGCAGACACAGCUGGCCAAGACGCUUCAGGAGAUCUUCCAGGCGGAGAACACCAUCAUGCUGCUGGAGAGGGCCAUCAUGGCCAAGGAGUGCCCGCUGAAGGUGGCACAGACGAGGCUGGAGUGCCGCACCCGGCGCCCCAACGUGGAGCUGUGCAGGGACAUCCCGCAGUUCAAGCUCGUGAACGAGGUGUUCACCAUCGACGACACGCUGCAGACCCUGAAACUGAGGCUGCGGGAGACACAGGACACGCUGCAGCUGCUGGUGAUGACCAAGUCGCGGCUGGAGCACGAGCUGGCCAUCAAGGCCUACACGCUCUGCAUCGACAAGGAGAAAUGCAUGCGCAUGCGCAAGACUUUCCCCAGCACCCCGCGCCUGGUCGGUUACACCUGAGCGGCCGCUGUGCCCGCUGGGGCCUGCUCGCUCCAUGCCAUCAAAGCUGGAGACGCCAGAAACACAAAAUAAAAGACAGUAUCGUUUCACCCUUUCCUCCCAUCACGAAAAGAUAUUUAUCUAUUAAAGUCCAAAUAAAUGUGACAAAAGUGAAGACCCAAGGUCAUUCCUUGCUGUAGGACAGGCCUCCACGUGAGCCAU
Molecule: messenger RNA, 1674 nt
Organism: Echinops telfairi (small Madagascar hedgehog)
Lineage: Eukaryota; Metazoa; Chordata; Mammalia; Afrosoricida; Tenrecidae
Gene: TEKT5
Product: tektin 5
Exons: 7
Coding region: 1-1473 (490 amino acids)
Biological process (GO): cilium movement involved in cell motility; cilium assembly
Cellular component (GO): nucleus; sperm flagellum; microtubule cytoskeleton
Source: RefSeq, a predicted model, not a curated record